CCACGACCUUUCGCCUCCACUAAGUCCUCUCUGAAUAGCACGAGGCUUACCAAGUCGUCCAAAUCCUCAACAUGUCCGCAGAAAAGCGCCCCGCUGCGCCGUCGUUUGGUUCCAGCCAGCUCGUCAAGCGCCAGAAAUCCGAUGCGAACCUGGGCAGCAGCGCAGUCGCAGUAGUUAAUGGGUCCGCUCAGAAUGGCGCUCUUAUACAAGCAGUACCACGCACGAGUGCGCUUCAGGCGCCGAUAAUGGAGUUGACUGGCCAUACAGGCGAGGUCUUCGCGACACGAUUCGACCCUACCAGCGAGCACAUAGCAUCCGGCUCAAUGGACCGAUCAAUCUUACUAUGGCGGACCUAUGGACAGUGUGAGAACUAUGGAGUUCUCAACGGACACAAGGGAGCAGUUUUGGAUCUACAAUGGUCUAGGGACUCGAAUACCCUGUUCUCUGCUUCUGCGGAUAUGACGCUGGCUAGCUGGGAUCUCGAAACGGGCCAGAGAAUUCGGCGGCAUGAGGGGCACGAGGAGGUCAUCAAUUGCAUGGAUCUAAGCAAACGCGGAGAGGAACUGGUGGUCAGUGGGUCUGACGAUGGGUAUAUUGGAAUAUGGGACCCGCGACAAAAGCACGCAAUCGAAUACAUCGAGACCGAGUUCCCCGUAACUGCGAUCGCUCUCUCGGAAGCGGGGAACGAGCUGUUCUCUGGUGGAAUCGACAAUGAUAUCAAAGUCUGGGAUCUUCGGAAGAGAGCGGUGGCGUACUCCCUCAUUGGUCACACGGAUACCGUCACAUCACUGCAGAUAUCGCCAGAUUCACAGUCGCUGCUGUCGCAUUCGCACGACUCUACAGUCCGAACUUGGGACAUACGGCCAUUCGCAGCUACAAACCGGCAUCUACACACCUACGACGGCGCUCACGUCGGCAUGGAGAAGAACCUCCUCAAAGCCAGCUGGGACUCGAAGGGCGAGAAGAUUGCUGCGGCCAGCGGGGAUCAGAGCGUGAUUGUCUGGGAUGCUCGCACCGGGAAGCUGCUGUACAAGCUCCCAGGCCAUCGUGGAUGCGUAAACGAUGUGCGGUUCUCACCGCGGGAUGAACCAAUCAUCGUUUCUGGAUCGUCGGACCGCACGCUGAUGCUGGGGGAGUUGGGCAAGUGAGGAGAGGAGCGGCCGCUUUGACCGAGUGGCUUGAUAUUGCACGAGAGGAAUAGGAUGACUAGACCGAGGCGUCCAUCGGCAGCUGGCUGACGCUGCUGGUGUCACAGGAGGCGGACCUUACAUGCUGGACACAUCGGUGAGACGCACUGCCACCAGGAACAGCAGGAGAAGUCAUCAGUGCAAGACCACGCGUACACGACGCGUUGAGGACGUCCGAUAUAUAGAUGCGUACGACCACAAGCGGCGCCAAGUAACAACAAAUGCCAAAUCAGUGCAUUUGCGACCUUGAAAACCCA
Messenger RNA from Mytilinidion resinicola, 1444 nucleotides. RefSeq names its product WD repeat-containing protein 57. NCBI's taxonomy places the organism in Eukaryota, Fungi, Ascomycota, Dothideomycetes, Mytilinidiales, Mytilinidiaceae. The coding region runs from base 72 to 1148 and encodes 358 amino acids. Gene Ontology annotation, cellular component: catalytic step 2 spliceosome. The transcript has 6 exons. Gene Ontology annotation, molecular function: RNA binding; protein binding. The record is from RefSeq and is a predicted model, not a curated record.